Messenger RNA from Hippocampus comes (tiger tail seahorse), 2537 nucleotides. It is a transcript of the gene hadhaa, whose product is annotated as hydroxyacyl-CoA dehydrogenase trifunctional multienzyme complex subunit alpha a. Bases 48 to 2339 code for a protein of 763 amino acids. The record is from RefSeq and is a predicted model, not a curated record. Gene Ontology annotation, biological process: fatty acid beta-oxidation. Lineage: Eukaryota; Metazoa; Chordata; Actinopteri; Syngnathiformes; Syngnathidae. The transcript is spliced from 21 exons. Gene Ontology annotation, molecular function: enoyl-CoA hydratase activity; NAD+ binding; long-chain (3S)-3-hydroxyacyl-CoA dehydrogenase (NAD+) activity. Gene Ontology annotation, cellular component: mitochondrion; mitochondrial fatty acid beta-oxidation multienzyme complex.
GCGCCCUCUUCAGUUCGAAAAUCUUUUCUCAGUUUCCACAAGAAGACAUGGCUGCUACGCUUUUUGCCAGCUCAUUCUCUAGGUUUCCUACCAGAAAGUUCUUCCUCUUGCCAGGCUAUGCAAGACGGUGCAUCUCUGUGUCCUCCUCGCUGGCAGCACGGACACACGUCAGCUACGAGCUCAAGGAUGAUGUUGCGGUUAUCAGAUUCAACGAUCCAGCAUCCAAGGUGAACACACUGUCUGUGCAGAUGCAGUCUGAGCUGACAGAAGUGAUGAGUGAGAUCUGGUCGAACGGAGCUGUGAAAAGUGCUGUUCUUAUCUCCAGCAAGCCUGGCUGCUUUAUUGCUGGGGCAGACAUCAAUAUGAUCCAGGCCUGCAAGAGUCGGGAGGAGGUUACCCGUCUCUCUCGGGAAGGUCAGAAGAUGUUCGAGAGGAUUGAGAAAUCUCCCAUCCCCAUUGUUGCCGCCAUCAAUGGCUCCUGUUUGGGUGGAGGCCUCGAGUUUGCCAUAUCCUGCCAGUAUAUAAUCGCUACCAAAAGUCGGAAAACAAUACUGGGCACACCAGAGGUCUUGCUUGGACUGCUGCCUGGAGCGGGCGGUACCCAGAGACUACCGCAAAUGGUGGGUCUGUGUGGAGCAUUUGACAUGAUGCUGACAGGCAGGAAUAUCCGUGCUGAUAAAGCGAAGAAAAUGGGCCUAGUGCACCAGCUUGUGGACCCUCUGGGUCCUGGUUUGAAGCCGGCGGAGGAGAGAACGAUUGAGUACUUGGAGGAAGUGGCAGUAGGCGUGGCCAAAGGCAUCGCCAAUAACACGGUUCCCCUUUCAAAAGAGAAAAGUGUCAUGCAAAAGCUACAGGACACAGUGAUGGGUCUCGGCCCUGUCAAGAAGACAAUCUACAGGACUGUCAGCGAGAAGGUUCAGAAACAGACUCAAGGACUCUACCCCGCGCCUGUCAAAAUCAUUGAGUCGAUCAAGACUGGAGUGGAGCAGGGAAGAGAAGCAGGCUAUCAGGCGGAAGCUGAGAACUUUGGCAAACUGGCUGUGACGUCAGAGUCCAAAGCUUUGAUCGGCCUUUAUCACGGUCAAGUGACUUGUAAGAAGAACCGAUAUGGGAACCCGGAAAGAGAAGUCAAGACUCUUGCAAUCCUGGGUGCAGGGCUAAUGGGUGCGGGUAUUGCUCAGGUAUCCAUCGACAAAGGACUCAACACCAUACUGAAGGACGCCACAGUCGAAGGCAUCAGCCGAGGAGAAGAACAGGUCUACAACAGUCUCAACACGAAGGUAAAGAAGAAGGCACUGUCCUCUUUUGAGCGCGACGCUACGCUGUCCAACCUCUCCGCCCAGUUAGACCUCACGCGCUUCUCGUCCGCCGACAUGGUGAUCGAGGCCGUGUUUGAGGAUAUCAACGUGAAACACAAAGUCCUCAAGGAGAUGGAAGCAGUGAUCCCUCCUCACUGCGUGUUUGCCUCCAACACUUCAGCACUGCCCAUUAAGGAUAUUGCUGCUGCAAGCAAACGGCCCGAAAAGGUGAUUGGCAUGCACUACUUCUCACCAGUGGACAAGAUGCAGCUGCUGGAGAUCAUCACCACAGAUAAAACGUCCAAGGACACGCUGGCCUCAGCUGUGAGUGUGGGCCUCAGACAGGGCAAGAUCGUCAUUGUUGUCGGGGAUGGUCCUGGUUUUUACACCACUCGCUGCUUGGCUCCCAUGCUGGCAGAAGCUGUCAGGGUGCUUCAGGAGGGCGUGGAUCCAAAGAAGCUUGACAACUUGACAACCAGCUUUGGUUUUCCAGUCGGCGCGGCGACGCUUGCUGAUGAAGUUGGUAUUGACGUGGCAGCUCAUGUGGCUGAGGAUCUUGGCAAAGCUUUUGGCUCUCGCUUUGGAGGUGGAAAUGUGGAGGUUCUGAAGACCAUGGUAGAGAAAGGCUUCAAAGGUCGUAAGUCGGGAAAGGGCUGUUUCAUCUAUGGCAAAGGAAAAAAAGACAAGAGCGUGAAUUCCGAUGCUGAAGCAAUUCUCAAAAGAUACAAACUCAGUGCCCCUCCCUCCGUUUCUUCGGACUCUGACAUCCAGUACCGGCUCGUGUCUCGCUUUGUGAACGAGGCCGUGUUGUGUCUUCAGGAAGGAAUCCUGACAAAUCCAGUAGAGGGAGACAUCGGGGCUGUGUUUGGACUUGGCUUUCCUCCCUGCCUGGGUGGUCCGUUCAGGUUUGUGGACUCACUUGGCGCAGAGCGUCUAGUCAGCACCAUGAAGCGUUUUGAGGAAGUGUACGGAAACCAGUUCACACCGUGCCAGCUCUUACUUGACCACGCUAAAGACUCGAGCAAGAAGUUCCAUAAUUGAUCCCACCAUCCUUGGUCAUAAAUGUGGGUCAGUUUUAAUAAGCAUCUCUUGGACUGAAUCUAUUCUCUAAUCAUGAUAAUUGAUGUAAUCGUGUAGAAGUUUGUACAUUUGACCGGACUGUAGUUGCAGCUUGAGAAUGUUCAAGUAACAAAGACAGGUGCUGAAUUAAAAAAACUUGGGCUCUUUUUUGGUCUUGAA